Agelaius phoeniceus (red-winged blackbird) is the source of this 732-nucleotide messenger RNA. RefSeq lists its product as uncharacterized. Gene Ontology annotation, biological process: respiratory gaseous exchange by respiratory system. Gene Ontology annotation, cellular component: alveolar lamellar body; extracellular region. The record is from RefSeq and is a predicted model, not a curated record. Lineage: Eukaryota; Metazoa; Chordata; Aves; Passeriformes; Icteridae.
AUGGAGAGCAGCAUGAAGCAAGUGGUGCUUGAAGAGGAGGACUCGGGGAACGGCUGCUGCUGCCCAGGCUGCUGCUUGCCCUGCGCCACGUGCUGCGCCAAAUGCUGCACCAAAUGCAGCUGGUGCUGCGCCAAAUGCUGCACCAAAUGCAGCUUGUGCUGCGCCAAAUGCUGCUGCCUGCCCAAGUGCUGCCAGUGCCCCAAGUGUCCCAAGUGUCCCAAGUGUCCCGGCUGCGCCAGCUGCUCCGGCUGCCUCAAGAAGUCGCUGUGUUUCGUCCCUCGGCUGCUGUGCUACCUGCCCCGCAAGCUGCUGAGCUGCGGCCGCCUGCGCUGCCUGCUCAUCGUGGUGGUGCUGCUGGUCCUGCUCGUGGUCAUCAUCGCCGGCGCGCUGCUGAUGGGGCUGAGCGUGGAGCAGCGCCACGCCGACACCGUGCUGCGGGGCCGUUUGUGGGAAGAGGACGCGGCCACUUUCUACCUGGACAGCGGGGACGGCAACGCGGCCACGGUCAUCUAUGACUACAGGAAUCUGCUGGUGAGCUACAGAGCCCGGCUGCACCGCGCCUGCUACGUGACCCGAGUGGACAAGGACAACAUCCCGGGGCUGGACAGCGUGGUCGAGACCUUCCAGCGCCGGCAGGCUGAAGACAAGAUCUCGGUGCCCCUGGCUGACCGCUCCCUGCUGGGCACCACGGCGGGCAUCCUGUGCCGCCUCCUCCCGGUGUACUGGGCUUAG